Aspergillus ruber CBS 135680 is the source of this 1266-nucleotide messenger RNA. It is a transcript of the gene sur2, whose product is annotated as sphingosine hydroxylase. The record is from RefSeq and is a predicted model, not a curated record. The coding region runs from base 1 to 1266 and encodes 421 amino acids. Gene Ontology annotation, biological process: lipid biosynthetic process. Lineage: Eukaryota; Fungi; Ascomycota; Eurotiomycetes; Eurotiales; Aspergillaceae. Gene Ontology annotation, molecular function: iron ion binding; oxidoreductase activity. The transcript has 2 exons.
AUGGCGUCCAAUACUUCGGUCGUUUUCGACCUUCCGCCUCUUCCUUCGUAUACCUUGACCCCUCGCGAACCUCUCCUUGCUCCGAUCUCCGAUAACAUACUCUCGUUGAUUCUGCCGAUCGUCGCCUAUUGGGGUCUAUCAAUGGUUUAUCACCUCAUCGAUGUCUACGAUCUUUUCCCGCAGUACCGUCUACACACGCCCGCAGAGGUCCUCAAGCGAAACCAUGUCACGCGCUGGCACGUGGUUCGAGAUGUCGUCCUCCAACAGGUCGUUCAAACAAUUGCAGGUUAUGCAGUGAGCUAUUUCGAUGAGCAGGAGUGUGUUGGAAAGGAGGAAUACGAUGUCGCUGUCUGGGCUCAACGCAUCCGCAUUGUCCAGAGGGUGCUGCCUGGUUUCUUGGCUCUGUUUGGAAUUGACGCAUUGGGACUGGCCAAGAAUCUGUCCCGGAGCGGCCAUACGAUGCUUGCCGGAGCUCUGUCGGGUGGAAAAUACCCUGGAAUGACGCAGUCGAUUAUCCUCGAGUCUGGCGUGGAAGCCAUUGCUCCAGCUUUCACUGAAUGGGAGAUGACCUUGGCUAGUUUCGUCUUUUGGUACUUUGUUCCGUUUGUGCAAUUCGUCUGGGCUAUCAGCGUCGUGGAUACUUGGCAAUACUUCUGGCAUCGCGCUAUGCAUUUGAACCGCUGGCUAUAUGUCAAAUUCCAUUCGCGCCACCAUCGCCUUUAUGUCCCGUAUGCUUUUGGUGCUUUGUACAAUCAUCCAGUCGAAGGGUUCCUCCUUGAUACAGCCGGUACGGGUGUGGGAUUUUUGACCGCCCGGAUGACCACCCGUCAAAGCAUGUGGUUCUUCACGAUGUCUACAAUUAAAACCGUCGAUGACCAUUGCGGCUACGAGUUCCCUUGGGACCCCCUUCAGAAGAUCACGUCCAACAACGCCGCCUACCACGACAUCCACCACCAAAGCUGGGGUAUCAAGAACAACUUCUCUCAACCAUUCUUCAUUUUCUGGGAUCGAAUGUUGGGUACCAAGUGGGAGGGCGAUGUCAAAAACCGCUACGAACGGUCCCGGGAGAGCGCUCAGAAAAAGGUGGAGCAAGAUGCAGCCGCCGCAGCUACCGCUAUCAAGGAGCGCAGCGAAGGUGCAGUAGUCUCGGGAGAGCCAACUGACUCGAAUGCUCGAACGCGCCUUCGCAGAAAGACCUUGUCCACCAGCGUUGAAGAUCUCAAGGGUGUAACCCAUGGUGUGGCCAGCAGUGUCCUCCAGGCCUAG